Molecule: messenger RNA, 507 nt
Organism: Erythranthe guttata (spotted monkey flower)
Lineage: Eukaryota; Viridiplantae; Streptophyta; Magnoliopsida; Lamiales; Phrymaceae
Product: zinc finger protein 10
Source: RefSeq, a predicted model, not a curated record
AUGGAUAAUAAUCCAUCUUCGGGCGGCGAAACGACGAAUAAUAUUACAACGACGUCGUACAGUUGCAGUUUCUGCCGACGUGGAUUCUCGAACGCGCAGGCAUUAGGUGGACACAUGAACAUCCAUAGGAGAGACAGGGCAAAGCUGAUGAUGAUCGACGGCGACGACGAAUUUUCCCGCCAAAAUCCCCCGUCUAAGAUCGGCACCGAAGACGGUGAUGAAUAUUCUAAUAAGUUGAUUUUCAACAAUCAAAGUACAACGAACGACGACGAUGAUGAGAUUAUUAUUGUAGUUGAAGAUAAUUCGAUUCAUCGUUCGUUGCCGUUAUUUACGGAGCAGACGGUGGCGGCGGCACCACCUGCAGAGACCAACGGCAGCAAUCAAGAGAAGGCGAAAACGGAGAAAUUGAGAUUAAUUGUUGGUGAAGAUGAUGAUCAACUGUUAGACUUGGAACUUCGAUUAGGACCAAUUCAGCCUAAUCAAUAUUCCAAGUCAAAGCAACUAUAG